Ochotona curzoniae (black-lipped pika) is the source of this 3126-nucleotide messenger RNA. RefSeq names its product syndecan 2 (gene SDC2). Lineage: Eukaryota; Metazoa; Chordata; Mammalia; Lagomorpha; Ochotonidae. Gene Ontology annotation, cellular component: membrane; cell surface. The coding region runs from base 301 to 906 and encodes 201 amino acids. The transcript is spliced from 5 exons. Gene Ontology annotation, biological process: cell migration; dendrite morphogenesis. The record is from RefSeq and is a predicted model, not a curated record.
AGAGCUCCAGGGAACAGCCGCCUCGGAGUACCAACUCCGUGUCCAGGACCAACAAGUGAGAGGGCGCCGCGGCGUUCCCGGGGCGCAGCGCGGACGACGGGAGCAGGCGCAGGAGGAAGCAGAGCACGCCGGAGCCCUCGAGCCCCCCGGAAUUGCCGAGCCCCCCAGCUCCCAGGAGCCGCUGUAGCUGCGGCUGCUUCGCUCGGGAUCCCGCCGCGCCGGCUGUGCGGAGCGCUGGGCAGCAGGCUGGUUUCGUGCUGGUGGAAAGCAGAGGCUAGGAGCAGCCGUUCCCGGGGGAAUAUGCGGCGUGCGUGGAUCCUGCUCACCUUGGGCUUGGUGGCCUACGUGUCAGCGGAGUCGAGAGCAGAACUAACAUCUGAUAAAGACAUGUACCUUGACAACAGCUCCGUUGAAGAAGCUUCUGGAACGUAUCCUAUUGAUGACGAUGACUAUGCCUCUGCAUCUGGCUCAGGAGCUGGUGAGGACGUAGAAAGUCCAGAGGUGACAGCAUCUCGACCAUCGCUAAAGGUACCCAUCACGAGUGCUGCUCCCAAAGUGGAAACCACAACACUGAAGAUACAAAACAAGAUGCCUGCUCAGACAAAGACACCUGAGGAAAUCGAUAAGGAGAAGGUUCAUCUCUCGGACUCAGAAAGGAAAAUGGACCCUGCUGAAGAAGACACAAACGUAUAUACCGAGAAGCACUCGGACAACCUGUUCAAACGAACAGAAGUCCUUGCAGCUGUCAUUGCCGGGGGAGUUAUCGGCUUUCUGUUUGCAAUUUUCCUUAUCCUGCUGCUGGUGUAUCGCAUGAGAAAGAAGGAUGAAGGCAGCUAUGACCUUGGAGAACGCAAACCAUCCAGUGCUGCUUAUCAGAAGGCACCUACUAAGGAGUUUUAUGCAUAAAACUCCCACUUAGUGUCUCUAUUUGUGAGAUCACUGAACUUUUCAAAAUAAAGCUUUUGCAUAGAGUAAUGAAGAUCUUUGGUUUUUGUUUUGUUUUGUUUGUUUUUGUUAUUUUUGUUUCUCCAUUAAAGGGCCAGUCUGGCACUUUAAUGAUAAAAUCCCAUUGUAUUUAAAACUUUUCAUGUAUUUCUUUAGAACAACAUAAAAUUAAAAUUUAACAUCUGCAGUGUUCUGUGAAUAGCAGUGGCAAAAUAUUAUGUUAUAAAAACCCUUAAUGUUCAUGGAAUUGGUUUAAACUUUUAUGUGCAAAUAUGAAAGGAUUGUUUUUAUACUACAGUUUGAAGAUGAGAACUGUUUUGUUUGUGUCAGCAUGUCUCGGCUUGACCUAACCAAGUUGGUCUUAUUUUGUUAAUUUAUCUGUUGUCCUCCUCUUUUUCCUCUGCCCUGCCCUCUCUCCCCUUAAAACCAAAAUCAAAUCCUAUGCCUUUUGUAGCUGUCAUGGUGCAAUUUGUCCCUGGAAAUUGCAGAUAAUGGUAAUUUAGUGUAUAUGUGAUUUUUCAAAUAUGUAAACUUUAACUUCAACUUUAUGUAAAUUUUUCAGUGUCAGAAUGUCCAUUUUACACUUGCUUUAUGUUUCAUUACCUAUAGCUUCAGGCAGAUUUGCAAGAGCGAGCUAAUGUGUAAAAUUGGACUAUUACUACCAAAACUGUUUAGUCUUAUCUCUCCAAACAGAUCUUCUUUGGGGAGGAUCGGAUGCGAGUUACUGAGCAAAUCCAAAGAUGCUAACAGUAUUUUGAGAAGUUGCUGCAGAUUUCCUUGGCCACUGUAUUUGUUAAUUUCUUGUAAUUCGAUGGUACGAGUAGGGUUUAAUGAAAAAUCAGCCUUUAUUCUUAAAAAUGCUUUUAAGUUGUAAACAUCUUUUUAAGCCUUUGAAGUGCCUAUGAUUCUAUGUAACUUGUCACAGACUGGUGUUAAAUGAGUAUAUAUAACAGUUUAAAAACGAAGUUGGUAUUUUAUAAGCACAGACAAUUCUAAAUGGUAACUUUUGUAGUCUUAUGAAUAGACAAAAAUUGUAAUUUGGGAACAUAAAAACUACUGAAUAAAUCAUGUGGCCUAAUAUUGAAAAUGUCACUGUUAUAAAUUUUGUACAUUUUCGAUCAAAUGUACAUUUUCCCCAUUGCUAAUGAAUGUCUGUUCUGCUCUCAAGAACAAUGUGGGUUUGAUUUCUUAAGUGUUCCAUGGUGGCUAUAAAAUCAAAACCAAAGAGCCCAUCCACGAGGCUGUCUGUUCCCAGAUUUCGCUUCUGGACUGGUCAGAGGAAAUCUGAGUGUUAGCAGCCUGUGUGUGCUUGGGUGCAGAUAGUGCAAGGCUGCCAGGGAAUCCUGACGUUUGCAACCUUUGUAGGAUAGCUGAUGGCAAUGUUGAGAUAGAUGCCUGCUUUUGCAAACAGCAUUUAAGAACAUAAAUUCCAAAGAUUUGAAGAAGUCAUUCUGGAAGCCUAUCUAUGGCUUAAGUCUUGCAGAUUGAUUACCUUUGAGCCCGUGUUCCAAAUCUCUCCUGAAGCUUAACUGAAGGACUAAGAGAUGGCACACCACAGCUCACAUGGUGGAGAAUAAGGAGUUUCUGUGUCUUCCAUGAGAGCCUUGCUCCAUAGGAUGGACGUUAAUGGGCAGUGGUGCCUGAGCAGGAGAGGUGGUAAAGGUGUAAGGGUACCUUGGCUAGGCACUUACCUGUAUUGAACAGUUUCAUUUGCUGUUUUACCAUUAAUUUUAUUUUCAAUUAUGAACCGCUGAAAUAGGGAGGUGACAGCAAAAGCAGCAACUUUUCCAACGUGUUUACUUUGUAUAAAAUUUGACCACUUCAUUAAGAGAACAUUCCCUGGAAUUGCCCCAGAACUCACUUUAUUUUUUUUCUUAAAGCAACACUUGGAACGGUGUUUCCUUAAAUCCUGAAUGGCCUUAAAUCUUAGACUUUCAUCCCUCUCCUACAGAAUCGAUUCACUUUAUUUGGAGUGACUUAAAAAGCUGCAGAAUCCUCAAUUGCAGAGGUUGAGAAGAAUGUGGUGGGUACACCUCUUUCUGUGCAAGGCAAAGUGAAAUUCAAUUCAUAGAAUAACAACUGCUUGGAGUAUCCAUGCCAGGAAAAGAAAAGUUCUGGCAAAUAUUUUGUCACUGCUGUAAAGCAAAAUAUUUGUUAAAGUGCCAAAAUAAAGUCUGUCAU